This is a messenger RNA of Aspergillus uvarum CBS 121591, 750 nucleotides long. RefSeq lists its product as uncharacterized. Lineage: Eukaryota; Fungi; Ascomycota; Eurotiomycetes; Eurotiales; Aspergillaceae. The transcript has a single exon. The coding region runs from base 1 to 750 and encodes 249 amino acids. The record is from RefSeq and is a predicted model, not a curated record.
AUGGCGACGGACAAGAUCUUCCCUCACCACCACAGCUACGAGCCCGUUCCCAACACGGAGAACAGCGGCGAUGGCACCACUACCAUCAUCAAUCACGGCUCGCGCCGCCGUUACUCCGUCCAACAAUUCCUCAAGCGGAAUCUGACGGCCAUCACGAUCUCGGGCCUGAUUUUGGUCCUGGUUCUGCUCGUGCUCGCCGUCAUUGCCGCCAUCACCAUCGAGCCGUUCCGCCAGGUGCUCGUGGUGAAGCUCUCGUCAUCCUCGCCGACCAUCAACGGCCAGCGCCAGUGCUUCUCCACGAACCGCCACACCACGCUCGCCUGUGGCAACUCCACCACCGAGGCCACGGCGAUGGGCUGCUCAUACGAUCCUUUGUCGGCAUGCUGGCUGCACAAGGACUGCCCCCACGACUACUCCGAGGACUUUGCGACCUUCAACGACGGCAAGCCCUUCAAGUACUACUACGACCAUGAGAUGCAGCACCCGAUGAAGGACUACACGGAGGUGGGGAACAACGAGCAGGGGUACUAUUUCACGGUGACCCGCGAGCAUCUGGUGCACUGUCUCUAUUUGCUUCGGCGCGGUCAUGACGUUUACAAACGGGGGGAUCGGGUAGAUACCAUGCUGGCGGAUUCGGGCCAUGUGGCCCACUGCGCCAACUUCCUGGCGGACUACCUGCGGCGGCCGGAUCCGUAUCUGGACUCGUUGGGGACGCAGGGGCAGACCAAUUGCUUUAUGUCGUGUAGUUAG